This is a messenger RNA of Colletotrichum lupini, 1269 nucleotides long. Its product is annotated as tyrosine phosphatase. The annotation marks the transcript as partial. The transcript has 4 exons. Lineage: Eukaryota; Fungi; Ascomycota; Sordariomycetes; Glomerellales; Glomerellaceae. Gene Ontology annotation, cellular component: cytoplasm. The record is from RefSeq and is a predicted model, not a curated record. Gene Ontology annotation, biological process: protein dephosphorylation. Gene Ontology annotation, molecular function: inositol diphosphate tetrakisphosphate diphosphatase activity; phosphatase activity.
CAACCCCCAAGGCAGAUCUUUCUACCCACUUCACUUCGUCUCGUCUUGGCCAAGCAUUUCGACCAAAAGCCAAGCUAUUCGUACGCCAGCAGAGAAGAAAAAGACAACACGUACCGCUUCGCUCACACGACCACUUACCCUUUCCUAACCUUUCUCCGAAACCCUGAACUUUACUACCCACGAACCCCAGAAGACAUAAGUACUGCAACACCCGUGAACAGUCACGCGAUCAAGCUCACUCCACGAUCACUCCACCCACGACUUACACCAUUACCCCAUACCAUGGCUGGUGCCGUGGUCUCCAAACGAAGUGCGAGACAGUUCCUCGAAGACGAAGGCGGUCAUCCCGCAGAGCAUCCUACCUACCACCCCGCGAGACGCAACUCCAAGCAAGACGAUCCCGUCCCUGUUGAGAUGGCCGACAAGUACCAAAUCAAGGGCCCUUCGCGGCAAGGAUCGCGCGAGUCCGUAGCUGGCUCCGACUCUACACUAGAAGGUUCUUUACAGAAGCAGAUCAUGAAAGCGAUUGAAGACGAUUCCCAAACGGCCGCCAUUAUUGGAGAGAAGACAUUGGCCAGGCGUGAGGAUGGACUCCUCAAAGUCAACGACCAGGCGAAAUCGCCUCUGGGCCCUACUAUGUCGCCUGAUAUUGAGCGAGUCUUGCCAAUUGAUGGACGACCAAUUAACUUUGGCGUUGUUGUCCCCGGAGUCUAUCGAAGCAGCUAUCCCAAGCCUGAAGACUUUGGCUUCAUCCGCAAUCUUGGUCUCAAAUCAAUUGUUACCCUUGUCCAAAAAGACGACGUCGAUGAGCCUUACACUGCUUUCAUGUCAAGCAACGGUAUUCGUCACCAUGUCUUUAACAUGAAGGGUACCAAGAAGGAGGCCAUUCCCAUUCGCACAAUGAAGUCAAUCUUGCGGCUUGUUCUGAACCGAGAGCACCACCCCCUCCUCAUUCACUGCAACCAUGGCAAGCAUCGCACUGGCUGUGUCGUUGGCGUGGUUCGCAAGGUGACGGGCUGGGAGCUCAACACCAUUGUUGAUGAGUACCGGGCAUACGCUGAGCCCAAGAUCAGAGACUGCGACGUUAAGUAUCUCACCGACUUUGAUCUCUCGGAUCUUUCCAACCUGUUUGUCCACGAAGCGAACAUGCGGUUUCGCAUUCGACACUUUAUGAGAGUGACCCUAUUCACUGUCUUUGUCGUCUUCGUCUGGUUCAUCUCGGGGCAUAGAAUGCAGACGACAGCCAGACGCGUCAAAGAAGUGAAGUAA